Messenger RNA from Xenopus laevis (African clawed frog), 514 nucleotides. RefSeq names its product NADH:ubiquinone oxidoreductase subunit S6 S homeolog (gene ndufs6.S). NCBI's taxonomy places the organism in Eukaryota, Metazoa, Chordata, Amphibia, Anura, Pipidae. The coding region runs from base 53 to 454 and encodes 133 amino acids. Gene Ontology annotation, cellular component: respiratory chain complex I; mitochondrial inner membrane; membrane. The transcript has 4 exons. The record is from RefSeq and is marked provisional. Gene Ontology annotation, biological process: mitochondrial electron transport, NADH to ubiquinone.
GGGAAAGACAGGACGUAGGCAAACAGGAGUUUAGUUUAAGGUGACAUUUAACAUGGCGGCGCCCUGUGCUGCACUCGGUCGUGCUUGUGUGCGGCGAUUCUUUUGGAAGGAGGUGGCUAAUAGCGGCGCCCUUGUGUGUUUCAGCACAAGAAGAAAUUAUGCCGUGAAGGUGUCUGUCACCGGGGAAAAGAUCACCCACACUGGCCAGGUUUUUGAUGAGCAUGACUACAGAAAAGUAAGAUUUACUGGACGACAGAAGGAGGUUAACGAGCAGUUUGCCAUUAACUUGAUUGCGGAGCAGCCGGUGAAUGAAUCUGGUAGCAGAAUUGUCUCCUGUGAUGGGGGUGGUGGAGCUUUGGGCCAUCCAAAAGUCUAUAUCAAUUUAGACAAAGAAACAAAAACUGGAACCUGUGGAUACUGUGGGCUUCAAUUUAAACAGAAGCAUCAUCACUAAACUAAGAAUUGAAUGUGUCUUGUGUUAAAACUAUAACCAAUAAACAUAUUUAAUCGUCAA